CCCGGCAAUAGGUAGUCAUCGGGGUUGCGCGGGUUCAUAGUUUCCCAUCGUCGUUCUUUAGAAAUUGAAUUUUUUCAACGCAUAGUAGGAGAGGAGAGAGCAGAGAGCAGAGUGGCAGUUGAUGAAGGACCCCAGAUCUCACCAAUUCCUCCGAUUUGGAUUUCUACUAUUACUAUUACUAGCCGUUGCGACGCCCUCUCACGCCGAAUCGUCGACGUGCUUGACGGUCUACAAACAAGGUGGCGCUCCGGCGGUCUUUCAAUCCCCUAAAUGCCCUCGCUGGACGCACUCCGAGUAUGCUUCCUCCCACUCUCGAACCACCGCCUCCCGCUGCCAGGCCGCCACGCUUCAAGGCCGCCGGAAGUCUCUCGAGGAUCGCACUCUCUGCGCUCUCGACGUACGCAUUCCCUUCCCUGGGAAAUUGGGGAUUAAGGAGGUUACAGUGGGAUUGUUGCUGUUUUUGAUGGGCAUAAUGGGGAUGAAGCUAGUGAAAUGGCUUCAAGGCUUUUGCUGGAGUAUUUCAUUUUGCAUACGUAUUUUCUCAUCGAUGCAUCGUACUCCGCUAUCUUGACGAAAGCUUCAGGAAGUUUGCAGACUAGUACAGAUCAUCAUUUUCUUUUCCAAUGGUAUAAUUGGGAUGGCCUACUCGAUCGGCAUGAAUUGAAUCUUGGAAGGUUUAAGCAUUCAUUCCAAGCAAAUCUUGAUGAUUCUUUUCACUUUGAAAUUUUGAAAGAAGCAUUAUUGAGGGCAAUUCAUGAUAUGGAUGCAAAGUUUUCUAAGGAAGCAUCCAGAAAGAACCUGGUUUCGGGCUCCACAGCCACAAUUGUAAUACUUGCUGAUGGUCAAAUAUUAGUUGCAAAUAUUGGAGACUCAAAGGCGUUAUUGUGCUCGGAAAAAUUUCAAUCUCAUGCAGAGGCUAAAGCCGCUUAUUUAAGAUUAUACAGGCAGGAAAGACAUAAUGGUGCUCUUUCACGUCGAAGAAACAAUAAAAACCUUGACUUGGCUUCCUCCACUGGAAUGGUGCAUUUUUCUGUUAAAGAAUUGACAAGUGACCAUCAUCCUGACAGAUACGAUGAAAAAUCACGUGUGGAAACUGCGGGUGGCUAUGUUAUUGAAUGGGGUGGUGUGCCUCGAGUAAAUGGUGAGCUGGCUAUUUCCAGAGCUAUUGGUGAUGUCUCCUUUAAAAGUUAUGGCGUCAUAUCUGCACCAGAGUUGACUGAUUGGCAACCCCUAACUGUAAAUGAUACCUAUCUUGUGGCGGCAUCUGAUGGAGUUUUUGAGAAGCUGAGCGUGCAGGACGUUUGUGAUUUGUUGUGGGAAGUACGGAGUUAUGAUUCUGGGAGAUCAGAGAUCUCUUCCUCGUGUUCCUACUCAUUAGCUGACUGCAUAGUGAAUACUGCAUUUGAAAAAGGCAGUAUGGAUAACGUGGCAGCUGUUGUUGUUCCAUUGGUAUCUACUGGGAUUUCUGGAAAUCUAUUCAAGGAAAGGUCAGUUGGAGAAGGAGACACAAAUUAUCCAGCAUUAGGACUGCAGGAGUCCACCUAUGAAGGCUCAGCCAAUGACUUCACAUAUGACCUAAAGCAAUUGAAGUAUGCUCAUCCAGUUGUUGCCAAGUUUGACAGGUUAUUGGUAAAAGGAAAACAUGGCUAUGUUGGCUGUUUCUAUCUAUCUGAGAACCUUGAUGAACAUGCAGAGUACAUGUUGCAAGAGAAGGAUGAGCAUGAAUAUUUUGUGUAUGACCUGCCUCAGGCUCUCCCUGAGGCCCUUGACCAACAGUUUGGUGGACGUCUAAAUUUGUACCAUGACCAGAAUUUUUGCACGUACCUUGGAAUUACUGUUGACAAUGCUAAAGAUCAAUGCACAAAUCCUGAAGGCUUUGCAAGUUUUCUUGCAUUGCUUGAAUCAGUUCCUUUCCUUGAUGCUGGUUCAGCUAAUGGAUCUGAAUAUUCAAUGCCUGACAGCAGGUAUGUACUAAAGAAGAGGUUUGGUCGUGGAUCAUAUGGUGAAGUGUGGCUGGCUUUUAAUUGGAACUGUCAUCAAGGCAACAACACUUCAAAUUCAAGCCUUCCUGAUGAAAACUUGCUCAUUUUAAAACGUAUAAUGGUGGAGAGAGGGGCUGCUGUUUACUUAAGUGGUUUACGGGAAAAAUAUUUCGGUGAAAUUUUUCUAAAUGCCUCUAGUCGUCUUGGAGGUUCUCUAUCAGCUGGAACAUCAACCUCUGUCUUGAAUGAAUCAUGGUUUGAUUUCUAUGGCUUGUUAGAGACAACUGAUUCAAUGACGUAUGGAAGCAGAAACAGUUGGACUUUUGAAAAAUUGUUCCAGGACAGAUUUAGACUGCAUGGAGAUUUCUAUGAAGAAGGGUUGAACCAUAUUGCUAGAUAUGUAGAGUCUUUUGAAUCUCAAGCAAAUGAAAUAUGGCUUGUAUUUCAUUAUGAGGGCGUGUCUUUAUCGAAGAUUAUGUAUACUGUGGAAGAAGAUACUAAUGCUGAUGAAAGAGCUGAAAAAGUGAACCAUGUCCAGAUGCUGCGUCCAUCAAAGUGGUGGCAUUGGUUGAAGACAACAGAAGCAGGAAAGGAGCAAAUGCGCAGUCUUAUAUGGCAAUUGUUGAUGGCGUUGAAGUCCUGUCAUGACCGUAAUAUUACCCAUAGAGAUAUCAAACCUGAGAAUAUGGUGUUAUGCUUUGAAGAGCAGAACACGGGGAGAUGCCUGAAAGGAAUUCCAAAUGGCCACAAUUUCACCACCAAAAUGCGCAUUAUUGACUUUGGCAGUGCACUGGAUGAGUUCACUUUAAAGCAUUUGUAUGGUUCUACUGGACCAUCCAGAGUUGAACAGACUAAUGAAUAUACUCCUCCGGAAGCCUUGCUUUAUUCUAAUUGGUACCGGAAGUCCACCAACACAACAUUGAAGUACGAUAUGUGGAGUGUUGGUGUUGUGAUGUUAGAGUUGAUUUUAGGAUCACCGAAUGUUUUCCAGAUUAGUGAUUACACACGCAUUCUUUUAGACCAGCAUCUACAGGGAUGGAAUGAGGGCUUAAAGGAGCUUGCCUACAAACUUAGAUCAUUCAUGGAGUUGUGCAUCUUAAUCCCUGGGAGUUCCUUACGACAUCACCAAACCGAGGGCCAGGCUCGAGGAUCACCAGCUUCUUGGAAAUGCUCAGAAGAAUUUUUCUCUCAUCAAAUAAAGAGUAGAGAUCCGCUUAAACUAGGGUUUCCAAAUGUUUGGGCUAUGAGGUUGGUGCGCCAGCUAUUACUCUGGGAGCCUGAGGAGCGGUUGAGCGUUGACGAAGCUUUGCAACAUCCAUAUUUCCAGCCCCCUCCCAGGGAAUGAGUUCAUUGGACAAAUACGAAUAUGUACAUCGUUCACCUACUGAUUUUCCUCCGAGGGGUACAUUGCUUCGUCAGUGUUGGUGAAUCAGCUGAUACCUGCCAUUUUGGCGGACGCAGCAUCUGCACGUGCUUUCAUCUUAUCAACUGUUUCUUCGUCAGCACUCGUUUCUUGCUCGGAAGUGUACAUAAGUUUGACAGAACGCGAGCAGAAUGAACACAAGCUCUGUUUGCUUAAUGGAAAUUUGGAAGAUUGCACAUACGUAGCAUAUCCUCGAAGGGAAUCUGUGCCUCACUUGCCGAUGAAGUUUGUUAAAUGAGCAUUUGGUGUUAAGAUCAUUUAGAUGUAUAGUUUAAUAUAAUUUAGUUUAA
Messenger RNA from Pyrus x bretschneideri (Chinese white pear), 3695 nucleotides. RefSeq lists its product as uncharacterized. Gene Ontology annotation, cellular component: cytosol; nucleus; cytoplasm. The record is from RefSeq and is a predicted model, not a curated record. The transcript is spliced from 21 exons. Lineage: Eukaryota; Viridiplantae; Streptophyta; Magnoliopsida; Rosales; Rosaceae. The coding region runs from base 493 to 3327 and encodes 944 amino acids. Gene Ontology annotation, biological process: protein phosphorylation; intracellular signal transduction; protein dephosphorylation. Gene Ontology annotation, molecular function: protein serine/threonine phosphatase activity; ATP binding; MAP kinase activity.